AUGAUGAUUAAUUUCGUACCAAUUUUCAUGCUUUUCUUGUGUCGUCAUUGCUAUGCAGAUACCAACGAACACGGGGGUUCGAUCUGCUGGCCGUCGUCAGAAGCUAAAAGCUCUUCCGCCUGGACGGAAAACGUAAACACCUUGUUCACCAAACUGGAAGCAAACGUCAUCCUCAACAACGGCUAUUACAGAGCCGAGGCGGGGGAAAAAGGCCCCGACAGAGUGUACGGACUCAUACAGUGCAGAGGCGAUAUUUCAAAGUCCAACUGCGCUAACUGCACCAGAGAGUCGUUCAUUUUGAGCGCCAACAGCAGCGCGUGUGGCGGCGCGGGGAAUAAAGGCGUCCUGAUCUGGCAGAGUUGGUGUUUGCUAAGGUAUUCGAACGCGAGCUUCUACGGGACUUGGGAGAAAUCGAGUUUAACUGUAUAUCGAUCGAACAGCUCGAGUUUGGGAGAGCCGGCGGCGGCGGCAAAGGGGAGGACGAUGUUGCUGGGGCUGGCAGCGGCGGCUCCUGGAGAGAGUUUGAUGUUCGCGACGGGGGAGGUGGAUGUCGACGGCCUUGGCGGGAAGAGGUAUGGGUUGGGCCAGUGCACCAGAGACUUGGGAAAGUCGGAAUGUAGGGAUUGUUUGGAGUGGUUGGUAAAGGCCUUUGGGACAACAGUUUCCGACGAUCGGAGUUGUCAAAUCAAUGGGGUGGGUUGUUUCAUGUUGUACGAUAAUACUCGGUUCUACUUCAACCUUACUGCCGAAGAAGGACUAGGAAAGCCGGCACCUCCCAAAUCAAAUGCAUCAAACAGAGGUUUGGCGGGACGAUUAUCGAUGGCCAUAACCAUUUUCAUGACAACAAUGGCGUUUCUCUAA
Molecule: messenger RNA, 861 nt
Organism: Erythranthe guttata (spotted monkey flower)
Lineage: Eukaryota; Viridiplantae; Streptophyta; Magnoliopsida; Lamiales; Phrymaceae
Product: antimicrobial ginkbilobin-2-like protein
Source: RefSeq, a predicted model, not a curated record